GUCACAUGCGACGAUUUGUAAAAAAGAAAAGGUGAAAAUCGAUUUUCUUUUUUCUUAGCUAUUUUUUAGAUGAAGAGCUGGUGCACAGUGUUAAUUUUCUGAAGUUUUUAGUUUUAACUAAAUACCUAAUAUCUCUUUUGUGAUUAGUACCUCUUAAAAAUCACCAUUGAAUCAAAAACGGGCUGCGAGUUUAUUUAGUUCAGAGUCUGUUUACUGUGUUUUUAAAUAUUUAUUUUGUUUUAUAUCUUUACAAUGAACGUAACCUAUCUUUUUGCGGUGGUAAACAAGAAUUUUAAGAAAAGAACUUUAUUGAAAGAAAUUUUUUAUUUUAUAAUGCACUUUCAGAGAUGAGGCGUGAUAAUAUUAUUUGUGUUUUAAUGUAUUUUUCUUUCAAAUCUUAAGCGGCGAUUUUACUUCUAUUGGUUUUUACAAGCAUAGUUUCAAAUUUUUGAAUAAUUGCAGUACAAAGAAUGCCUUGCUUGAUAUGUAAAAACUACGAUUUGGCACUAGAUAAAAUUAACGAAGAAAAUUGUAGCAAUUCUAGUACUGCAAAAGAUGAUUUAAUAGAACUAUUUGGAGAUCAGAUAAAGUACUAUAUUGCUCAUGAUAGUAGCAUUUGCAAUAAUUGUAAGAAUAUUCUUAGAAAUGCUGCAAAAUUAAAAUCAUUUAUUUGGAAACUUAUGACCUAUCCUUCCAGCUACAAUACAGCAAACAUGAUGUGUAACUAUUUAUCUAAAUUUGCUGAUGAUGAUUAUAGUGAUGAAGACCUAGAGUUGAAUAAUGAAAGAACUCCAACACCAAAAUUAUUAACAAGAGCUUUAACAGAGCCAUAUAAUAAGGACCUGGAGGAAAAAUUGGCUGAAAGAGAGAGAAUGAAGAGCUUAAGCAGGUCAAAUAGUUAUUAUGGCAUAGAAGAAUACCCAAAGAAGAAAAAAAGGAGAAAAGGCUUUAGAUUGACGUAUCGGAAAGGCUCUUCGGUGAAGAGUCCGAGUGCCCGCUCCCGUAGUUCAAGAUCACGGUCUAUUAGUAGAAAGAGUGUCAGCAGUACUUCGACAGGUGUGACCACAAAAAGUGUCGGGAGAACAACCCGCUCUGUUUCGUCGAAGUUAAGUACACAAAGUAUGUUUACAAGAUCCCUUGCGCGCGAACUGUUUGAAGAAGGCCGUUUAAACGACUACAGAUACCACUGUACCAUUGACUCCUGCGAUGUAGGCUAUAAUGAUAUGGACUUUAUGGAUCAACACAACGUUUAUGAACAUCAAAUGCGUAGACUCUUCUUUUGUACAGAAUGUAACUUGGCAUAUACAACAGCACCACUUUUAAAAGAUCACGAAAACAAACACUACACUACAUACUUUUUCUGUUUUUACUGUGGAGAGAAACAGUAUGGUGCCGAUGUUCUGCAGAAACACCUAGACAAACAUUCCGAAUACUCAGUAGAUUGUAAAUACUGCGAUAAAUCUUUUUUGAGCACAUUAUCGAGAAAUGAACAUUCAAAGACUGCACAUAAAGGAGACACCCAUAAAAAAAAGAAGAUAGAAAAACUAAUAUUAGCUCGGAUCGACAAACCCAACUAUUCGGAAAAGCGUCCUGUGGUAGAUACAUCAUAUAAAGUUUGGUAUUUAGGUGCCCACAAUUACCAUCACCCUGAACAACAAAAUGGGAACGAUUCAAUAGAAGUUACAGAAACAGAAAGUAGUCAAGAAUCCGCGGAUCAAGAUGGUGAGACGGCAACACAAGAAGGUCCUUGUGAAUCCCCGGCUUCCGUUCUUUCUCUAUUGUCCAUAGGUCAAGAAGUCAACACUACAACUGAAGAAGUUACAGAUCCCGAUUGUAACAACACAAUAGAAGAAAUUCCAGAUCCUGAUUGUAACAACACAAUAGGAGAAGUUACAGAGCAGGAUUCACCAAUAGAAGGAGUAUCAGAUGCAGUUGACAAAAUAUGAUCAAGAAAAUUUGGAUAAAUUUUAAGGAGUUUUAGUACUUGAUUUCUAUGGAAUCAUUUAAGAACACACUAUUUAAGAGCUUGAUUUGGACGAGUUUUAAAGUACUUUUUCCAUUGAAUGCAAUACAAUUUUCGAUACAUCAACUAAUUAAUGUAAGACGAGCAGAUCUGAUAAAUAAAAUAUCCAAGAUAGGAAAAACUUUAAAUAGUACCAUUUGUAGCCGAAAGUGUCAAUUACCUACUGUAUUUGUAUAAUUUUGUAUGAAAAUUAUGAAAGUACAAUGAUCCCGUGUACUUUUUAUUUUAAUUCCAAUAGAAUUUUUUAAUUGCUGCUACAAAGAAAUAUAUCAAUUAUUAACAUAGUUAAAAACGCGUACAUAUUGUAACGUGGCUAGUGAUAAGCGCUUCUUUCAAGUUGUGCUUUCACUAAACACUUAUACACUUGAUGCACAUAUGAUUUCUAUCACCGGGUUUGCUAAAAUCUGUUAGAUGUACUGAAAUUAGUAACAGUAAACUCAAACCACGUUCGUAACUGAGUUUCCACGUUGCUCUGGCGAUGGGCUGUCGAAAAUUUACUACGACAUGCUAAUGAAUCGCAAAUUAAUUAGUUGUCAUGUUUACAAAUAAAAUUUUGCUCGUUCUUUGAAAGACUGUAUAUCCAAAGAGGAAGUUAUUAUUACCUGCAUGAUAGGUUUAUUUUAUUUCUAAAACUUAUACAUUAUAUAAAAUAUUUGUUUAUCUAUUUUCUUUU
Molecule: messenger RNA, 2696 nt
Organism: Diabrotica balteata
Lineage: Eukaryota; Metazoa; Arthropoda; Insecta; Coleoptera; Chrysomelidae
Source: the annotation of a GenBank genome assembly